AUGGCAGACUUCGAGGCAGGUCUGUUCUCCAUUUCCAUAUCGGACGGGGAUGAUAGCGCCCCCGAAGCCGCCGAGCCCUCAAAAUCCACCGCAAAGGUCCCUGGCUCAGCGCGGAUCGCACAGUCGGAGGACGAAUUCCAGGCCGUCAAGCAAGGGUAUCGCGUGAAGGUGGAAAACGGAGAGCUGUGGAAGGAUAUCACUUUACCCUUGGGCGACAAAGUCACAAAGCCCGAGGUACAGGCAUUGUUGCACGCUGUUGAGGAGCUCUACUUCUUCAAGAGGUACGAUGAGGGGGUUGUGUUCGUGAGGAGAUUGCUCGACGGCGAAGAGGGUUCAAGUGGUGGGCUAGAGGCAGACACCGUCAAACUGCUCAGAUAUUACCAGAGCAAAUGUGAGCAGAGAGCUUCAGCAAGCGGAUAA
Molecule: messenger RNA, 420 nt
Organism: Pestalotiopsis fici W106-1
Lineage: Eukaryota; Fungi; Ascomycota; Sordariomycetes; Amphisphaeriales; Sporocadaceae
Exons: 2
Coding region: 1-420 (139 amino acids)
Source: RefSeq, a predicted model, not a curated record